AGGUUUGAAACAUGAAAAUGUGACCAGUAAUCAGAGGAUAGUCUUUACAAACCAACGCUGCUCCAUUGCACAUGGUUCAACAGUGAUCACCAAGCACUUUCUCACUUACUCUCCGACCCUCUUUUGGUUAAACAAGCACCUUCUCUCACUGGCAAGCAGCCCGUAGUCUCAUCAUGCCACACCGAAGAAGAUCCGAAAUAAUCAAAGAGGAGACAGAAGAGGUUUGUGUGCGGGUUUGUUUCUUUGUGCCACAGCUUCCUGAUGCGGCUGUGUUCCGGAAAUGGUUACCUAAACAUCGUCACAUUUUGUUUGGACAUUUCGGAUACUGGAUCGUCGCCAGCUUAAUAACAGCAGGAGCUGGAACCAGUUUAAAAACGAAAUGCUCCCCAACAGAGCCCCUUGUCAUGAUAGCCUUCCUCAUUCUCACCGCUAUUAUAGUCAGCUUAGGAAAGUUAUUUGCCCCUGGAGGCUUCAAGAAGAACUUUGGUCCAACUAUUGUCUCGUUUCUGAUGAUGUUUGCUACCGGACUAGCUUUACAUCAGAAACCCCUUAUCUGUGGGUUUACGAGUAGCUCUAGGAGAAUAUCAAUCCGCGAACAAGCCAUGAUGUGGGGAAUAAUGGUAUCCUUACAGGUGGCAAUCAUGAUCGGAACUAUGCUGAUGUAUCUUCUCUGGCACCUGAAACACAAGGACGAGAAACGAGAGGCAGAACUGGCUGGUUCACCUCACCUGAGUCGAAGUGAGAAGAGUGAAAUGAACCACGAACCAGAAUACGAAUCAGACGAGGACAGUCUACAAGCCUCGCCUGCCAGCGUCAGAUGGACCGCCAGACCUGCUGACAGUGACAGUGACCACUCUGUGUGACAUUUCAGUGACAGGACAAAUCACGUGACGUUACAAGACCAGUCACCUUGCAUCACAGGAGAUUAUUUGUAGUCUUAGGAGUUAUGGGAUCACACUUCACAGUACAUUUCAUUAGGCUUUGUGAGACUGAGUGAAAAACUGCUUUGAGUGGAAUUCCAUGCCCCAAUUUUGAGUGUCAAUUAACUGCGAUAAGUUAUAUUGAAUCGAAGUGAUGUGUCUGAUGGUGGUCAAUCAUUAGA
Messenger RNA from Bolinopsis microptera, 1102 nucleotides. RefSeq lists its product as uncharacterized. The transcript is spliced from 6 exons. NCBI's taxonomy places the organism in Eukaryota, Metazoa, Ctenophora, Tentaculata, Lobata, Bolinopsidae. The record is from RefSeq and is a predicted model, not a curated record. Bases 174 to 863 code for a protein of 229 amino acids.